CCAUGACGUCAGUCAGGACAAUGCAACGGCGCAACUUGCACGCCUUUCCAUAACCAGUUUGCACCUUACACCUGCGAGCGCUCAGACCAGCAUGCAUUGAUGAUACGACCUCAUUUUCUUCCACUUGGUCGCCUCUGCGAGCUCUCGAACAGAGCGAACGCUCAAUUCAUCUCGGCAGCACCACCAUGUCGACCGAGACAUAAUGUUCAGGCGGUCCGAGCCUUCAAAGCUGCACCAAUUCUGAGCUCGUAUCACGCUCAGCAGCGGAUCAUGAAGCGCCAGGCCUCAUCCGCCGCGGCGGCCUCCCCGUCCCGCAGCAAGAAGCCCCGGCCACAAGUGCCCGACUAUCAUCUAACCCCCUCGCGUAAGAAUGACGACGGAAGCGCUAUCUGGCCGGCACCCGAGGAUGAAAUUGAGCGAGCACGGGACUUCAUUGUUGAAUGCGUCGCUUCCCAUAAGAAGACCAUCAUUGUGCCGGACAAGGACGCAGACGGGUUAACCUCUGGCGCGAUUUUGCGAAAGACGCUCAUCCUCCUUGGCUUAGAGGCAGAGCUCAUCGAGGGCCACGUCCUCGGCAAGGGUCACACAGUUCACGACGAGGCAGAAAGGCAAGCCAUAGCCGCCAAGGAGCCGGCGUACAUCUUCGUCCUGGACCAGGGCUCACGGAAGUCGCCCCCCAUCAUCGACGCUCCUCACAAGGCUCUCAUCAUCGACCACCACUGGGCGCUGGAUGACGACUUCCCCGAGCGGUCUCAGCACGUCACCGCCUGCAACUCACCCCCCGUCGCGACGAGCUCGUUGCUCACCUACCACAUCUGCUCUGGGCUCCAUGACGACGUCGAGCGGCAGUGCGACUGGCUCUGCGUCAUGGGCACGCAUGGCGACCUGGGCAACACGUUGAAGUGGGAGCCCCCCUUCCCCGAUAUGAAGGGCACCUUUAAGACGUACACCAAAAAGGCGCUCAACGACGCCGUGUCGCUCAUCAAUGCGCCGCGCCGCACCGCCUCGUACAACGUCCCCAUGGCAUGGAACGCCCUGCUCGAGGCCAGCUCGCCCGCCGACCUUUUGAAGAACCGCCAACUCUUGUCCGCUCGAGCCGAGGUCAACGCAGAGGUGGAGCGCUGCACGCACACCGCGCCCAAGUUCUCCGCCGACGCGCGCAUUGCCGUCUUCCGGAUCAGCUCCGAGGCGCAGGUCCACCCCGUCAUCGCGACGCGAUGGGCCGGCCACCUGCAGAGCUCCAAGCUAGAGGUGGUUCUCGUCGCCAACGAGGGAUACCUGCCGGGCAUGGUCAAUUUCUCGUGCCGGAUACCGCGCAGUGCGAGGGCGCGGGACCCCCCGGUCAACAUUAUCGAGACGCUGCGGAGCCUCGCGGACAAGGCAUCGGAUCAGACGCUGCGGGAGCGCCUGGGCGAGUCGUUUGCGAGGGGCCACAAGGAAGCAAGUGGGGGUAUCGUGCCAAAGGGAGAAUUCGAGGAGCUGAUGGCUGUGCUCGAGAUAGACAGGAACGCUCCGCAGCCAAAGGUUGCUAAUAAUAAGGGCAGGCGGCUGGACGAUGGCGACAAACAGUCUAACACGCUGGACAAGUACUUUAAAAAGAGCUAAGAAACACUGAAGCGUUUUAGUGCCUUGUCGUCUUGUGUCUGUGAUGUUGCGUCCCGAGCGUUCAGAAAUCAUUAAUACAGGAUUUGCCUGUUUGCGGGCCAGAGCACAGUUGAGUGCAAGCGUCAAACCGACACAACCACUACAUGCAAGCAUUCAGUGCCUCCGUGAUGGCGCCCGUCCAAUGAUG
Molecule: messenger RNA, 1792 nt
Organism: Purpureocillium takamizusanense
Lineage: Eukaryota; Fungi; Ascomycota; Sordariomycetes; Hypocreales; Ophiocordycipitaceae
Exons: 2
Coding region: 100-1605 (501 amino acids)
Source: RefSeq, a predicted model, not a curated record